This is a messenger RNA of Entrophospora candida, 569 nucleotides long. The record is from the annotation of a GenBank genome assembly. NCBI's taxonomy places the organism in Eukaryota, Fungi, Glomeromycota, Glomeromycetes, Entrophosporales, Entrophosporaceae.
AGGAAAGAUUGAAAAAGCACAAGACUGGUUUAACUCUUCAUUUUGGACAAGGACGACAUUGGAGAUUCAAUGUAGAUUUUAUUUUUGAUUGCGUAAAUCAGCAAAACGGAAAUUUCAUUUUCAAACCUAUAACAAACGGUAAAGACAAUCAUAAGAACGAUAUUAAAUUUCAUCAUUUAACAUUCUUACGCAAACUUACAUUAUGGAAAGUUACUCUUCACGACAAUUUCAACAGCAAUGGUAAAAAAGGCGAAAAUUCACAAGCUUAUAUUAAUUUAUUGCAAAAACCAUAUAGAUUAUCUACAUUUAAUAUUAGAAAGUCACUCUACUAUUUCAUACCCGCCUCUAAGAAAGAUAUUGCUAAAUAUAUUCGUGGAUUAAAUCCUGAAUUUUGCGAGUCAAGGAAUUUAUUGGAAGGACUCAAAUCUCACGCAUCAAAAAAUUAUGCAGGUUCUGAAGAAAUGACAUGGCUACCUGUCCUGGUGUUGAUGAUGAACGGAAAUGACAUGGUUACCUGUCCUGGUGUUGAUGAACGAGUUGUUGUUGAAGUCUGCCUAACAAUAGUAUAA